AUGAUCCUCUCAACUGCCCGGGUCCUGCCGAGGGUCCUUGCGCGAUCUGCCCUCCGCAGCUCAGCACCGACGAGGGCAAUUCCAGUAGCAGCAAUUGCUCUGACUCGCAGCCCGGCUCGAUUUCUUUCGAUUUCGUCCCCGCUUCGAACCCCACCAACCUCGGCAGCAGCUGCUUCUGCCUCGCCAGCCCGCACAACGACACAGCACGCCGAUGCGCCGGCUUGGCUCCACGACAAGGUCAGCACGGCGUCGCUCUGGCUGCGCGACUCGUGCCGCUGCGAGAUCUGCGUGAGCCCGUCGUCGGGUCAAAAGUCGUUCGCGACACCGGACAUCCCCCAGGAUAUCCGGCCGCGCAGCGUGCGCGUGUCGCCUGAUUUUGAGCUGGUGGUCGAGUGGGAGAAUGAUAUCCCCGACGCCGCGGUGCAGGGUCACGUUUCGGUGUAUUCGCCGGAAUAUCUCGAGUCGCUCAAGUUUAGGAAGGAAUUGGGCCCCGGGGAGGCCAACGACUUUAACGUCGUGGAUAGGACGGUGGCGUAUAAGCCGUGGAACAAGGAACUCAUCUCGCAGCAUCUGCGAUGGAUCGAUUACAACGACUGGAUAAAUUCCGAGGACGCCAUGUGGCAGGGCCUCUUCGAUCUCGAGGCUUUCGGUCUUCUUUUCAUCAAGAACGUGCCCAAGGAGGAGACCUCGGUUUCGGAGAUCGGGCUCCGGAUCGCGAAUCUCCAGGAGACGCUCUACGGAAGGACGUGGAACGUCGUCUCGAAGCCCGACGCCGAGAACGUCGCCUACACGAACUCGUACCUCGGCCUUCACGAAGAUAUGCUCUACGUCCAGCAGCCACCGCGCAUCCAGCUGCUGCACUGCCUCGAAAACUCCUGCGAGGGCGGUGAGUCCAUCUUCAGCGACGGCAACAACGCCGCCCUGACGAUGAUCAACGACCCCGCCCAGGCGAAGAGCGUGGACGUGCUGAGCAACUACCUCGUGCGAUACCACUACCAGAAGCACCCUUUCUCUUACCGCCACGCUCGUCCCGUUUUCAACAUCCAGACCGACGACAAGGGUAACAGCGAGCUCGCCAACAUCUGGUGGUCGCCUCCCUUCCAGGCGCCGAAUCCCCCUUACGGCCGCGACAUCGAUAACGUGGAGUACCGCACCUGGCACGCCGCGAUGCAGACGUUCGAGGGCCUGCUGAACGCCGAGUCCAACGUCUACGAGUAUAAGAUGUCGCCCGGCGAGUGCGUCCUCUUCGAUAACAGGCGAGUGCUGCACGGCCGAAAGGCUUUCAACACGGGCUCCGGGUACAGGUGGCUUAGGGGAACCUACGUUGCCGACGAGGAUUUCAGGGCCAAGAUGAGGAGCGCCGAGGAGUCUAGGGUGGAGGCGUAUAAGAAGGAAAAGGGCCUGCAGGGCGCGGCGUCGAAGCUGAAGAAUGCCGACGAGCUGAUGGCGGGUUAUGGGUCUUUGUUGAGUUGGCUGCGCACUCCCAAGAAGGAGCUUCCACAGGAGGCGCUGGAGGGAAAGUUGGAAAACAUCAUCCCCACAUCCCACAUUGCGGGCGAACAAUCCAAGAAUCACCUCCAUCUGCUUCAGAUCGAAGAAAACGACCGUCUUGAAACGAUGUCCGCCGUCACCCUCGGCCAAGCCGGCCUCGACGCCGUCGAAAAGCGAGACUGGACGACUGCCAUCCAGAAACUCACCCUCGCAAUCGAGUCCUCCCCCUCGCCCAAGUGGCUCAUCGCCCGCUCGACGGCCCUCAAUGCCAUCGGCGACUUCGAGAACGCCCUCACGGACGCAGAGCUCGCCUACCACAUCGCCGCCGACCGCGGCAACCGCGCGCUCAUGACCGACGCGCAGUUCCGCCGCGGCGUCGCCCUUCUGCGCCAGGACAAAUACGCUGAUGCUGACGCUUGCUGGGCCCUCACCAUAGGAAUGACGAAGGGCGGCAAUCUUUCGGACGGCGAUGAGUUCCUCAAGCGUGUUGACGAGGAUGGAAAUUAUAAUGUUACCGUCGAAGAGGUGGAGGAGGACCUUAAGGAGGGCUUUGCUCCGAAGCCAGCGCCUGGGAGCAUGACGAUGGAGGCCUUGAAGGGGAAGGAUAGUGUGGCGAGUAAAUUGUGGCAUCGGUGCACUGCUAUGAGGAUUCGUUGCCUCAAGGAUAUGGCUAAGACUCCUGAGGACCAUCCCGGUCGCAAGAUUACUAUUUCGAGGGUCCCGCCUCGACCUGCUGGACCUGCGAGGCUUCAAGUUGCAGGUUCUAGCUCGACGGAGGCUAAGAAAGAUGCAGAAGCUUCCCUCGCCAAGGAGGCCGCUGCCGCGAAGACCGAUAAUUCGGCUGGCGCUGUUACACCGGCUCAUGUCUCGAAGCCCGCGCCCCUCAGGGUUGACGCCUACGAGACCGAUACCCACCAGACGGUCUCUAUCUUUGUCAAGAAAGUUGAUCCUGCCAGCUUCAAGAUUGAGUGGCCUCAGCCGAGUCUGAUUACCUUGAAGUUCAACCACGGCGACACUUCCGAAGUUCUCACCCUCAAGCUUGCCGGCGAUGCAAUGCCGGAUCAAACCACUUUCCGAGUCAUCUCUAUGAAGAUUGAACUCCGAAUCAAAAAGGUCACCCCCGGAAAAUGGACUGUUCCUAUGAUCCAGGAGUCCUCCAAUGACGCCGCCGAGCCCUCUGCCCCCAUCAAAACCGAUGCCGCGGGUCCCUCCGUGUCUGAUGAAGACAACAACACGCCCUCCGCCACAACCACCCAAGCUCCCCCCGAGCCCGCUAAAUCUACCCCCGCCGCUCCCAAGCCCUCAGGCCCCCCCGCGUACCCCUCUUCAUCCAAAACUGGCCCCAAGAACUGGGACACCAUCCUCCAGGACGACGAAGACGAGGAUGCCGAGGAGGGAAACAAGGACCCGGAUUUCUGGUUCAAACAGCUCUACGCGAACGCCACCCCCGAGCAGAAGCGCGCCAUGAUGAAGAGCUUUACCGAGAGUAACGGAACCGCCCUCAGCACCGAUUGGGCUGAUGUUUCUAAGGGCCCUGUUGAGACGAGGCCUCCUGAGGGAGUUGAGGCGAAGAAGUGGGGUGAGUAA
Messenger RNA from Scedosporium apiospermum, 3078 nucleotides. RefSeq lists its product as uncharacterized. Gene Ontology annotation, biological process: protein stabilization. Lineage: Eukaryota; Fungi; Ascomycota; Sordariomycetes; Microascales; Microascaceae. The record is from RefSeq and is a predicted model, not a curated record. Gene Ontology annotation, molecular function: oxidoreductase activity; protein-folding chaperone binding. Bases 1 to 3078 code for a protein of 1025 amino acids. The transcript has 3 exons.